This is a messenger RNA of Triticum turgidum subsp. durum (durum wheat), 633 nucleotides long. The record is from the annotation of a GenBank genome assembly. NCBI's taxonomy places the organism in Eukaryota, Viridiplantae, Streptophyta, Magnoliopsida, Poales, Poaceae.
AUGGGAUCAAAAUUAGGUUCAACAUCGUCAAGGACAAGAACACCUGAACCUAGAGAAGAUGACUAUCUGAUAGUAAUCCCCUAUUCCCACAUAUUUGGGCUUAUGCUGGAAGCUUUAAAAUUGCCCCCUACAAUUUACCAUCACAAGAUACGUCCGGGUGGCAAGGCUGGUGUGACAUUCACUUUCAAUUCUUCCUUAGAGCAGCUUGAUGGUUUGCUUGUUUCUACCUCAAUAUCUGGUAUGGUUUCACAUACCUAUGAAGAUGCAGAAGACAGUGCCGCUAUAAAAGCUAUUAGAUAUAUGGAAAACACGCGUGGGAAAGAAAUUAGAGACUACCACUACACCCAUGUCAUAAUGCUUCAAAAUCAAGUUAGGCAUUUGGUCACGUGGUUGUUGGAAGGAAAUGAGACUAUCAAGAAACUAUGCAAAGGCUGGUACUAUGCUGUUAGGUAUAUGAGCUCAUAUUCUGACCAGAUACAGAACUCAACAACUGCUCGGCACCUAAGAGGGCAAGCUAAUACCAAAGGGAUUAUGAAAUCAGCGCUGGCAGGCAUUGAGGAACUGACACAGAGGUUACAUUAUAUUGGAGUGAAGUCAGAGGAGCGGCUGAUCACUAUUAAAGAUAGCUUCUGA